UGUAGUAUUUCGCUCAAUUGUUUGUUUUUAUUAAUUAAAUGCUGUUUAUCGCGUAAUCUGUGAUGACAUAAUAUCACCAAUGUGGUAGUAGUGAGUUUUGAUCGUGGGCGCUUUUUUGUUGUUACACGCGUAUUUGAGAUUCAAGGUGAUCUUUUGAACAUAUCGAACAAUGUUUAUUUUGAACAUAAACGGUUAUGUCUAAAUCGCUCUCAAAGUCUGUACAUUGGAAUUUAAUGUCUUCUUUAUCGCUCCCGUCCAUAAUGAAACAUAAGAUUCGUAUUAAUGAUAAUGCAAGUUCGAAUAACGAAUCAAAAAAUGGAAAAGAUCCUCCUCAGCAAAAUCAUGAAGAAACUAUGCAGGCAUCCACUCCGUCUGGACUAUCAGAAUUACAGUUGCAAAGUACAGAAGUCGGUGAAAUCACAGAAAUGCCAGAUUUUGAAAUGUUAAGCACAUCUGCAGUGCUUCACUAUUGUAAGCAUAAAAUAUUAAAGCCAUACUUGAGGCUGUUAGGCGUAAUGGGUUUGAAACCAAUGAGCAGCGAUGAUUCUGAACAUUGUUUUUGUUAUUGUAUUCUUAUGAAUCUUCAUACAUUACAAGUUAUAAUAUUUAUGUGCAUCGGAUAUAUUUUACAAUAUAUGGCAUGUUUCAGAAGAGACAGAGGGUUUUGCUAUAAAACAUUACCUUUAGAGCUUCAACUAGUACCGAACAUCAGUACAGAACUUUCACAGGAAAUUACUUGUUACGGAAAUAUUAUAUUCAGUUAUCUAGUUCCCAGUGUUUUACAUUUAAUAGCAUAUUUAUAUACAGUAUAUUUAUUCCGGAUUAAAGAGAAUGAACAAUUACAAAAUUUAAUGGAGAGAGCGUUCCUACUGUCCUCCAAUCCUGUGAAUCGUGGAAAUCAAAGAAAACUGGUACAAAUACUGUGGCUUUUCAUAGCACUGAGUGUAGUAUGGAUAAUCAUGGCAUUAAUCACGGUAAAUGUUCUGAUGGCACAAGGAAGUAUUGUAUUUCAAUGGCUGGAACACAGUCCGUAUCAAGUAAAAAUAACAUUGAAGGUAUUUUUAAUUGUAUGCACAUUAUGGCACGAUAUGGUUCAAGGAACGAUUAUCACCAGUUACUGUUUACAAGGGCAACUUUUAAUGGCACAUCUGUACUUUCUUCGUGGAAAAUUGCUCCAUCAUACUUUAUCUCCUAUCGAUUGGAUGCGGGAAAUUUGCGAAUUUAAGAAACUAUUGAAAUAUUUCAAUGAUGAAUUGGGGCCAGCUGUAUGCAUCUAUACAGUUGUGAAUGUAUCAUGGGCUGCAGCAGGCACAGUCUGGUUGCUUCGAUAUGACAAUAGUGACGCACACAACAAUCCUGUUACAUGGAUUGGAAUAGUAAAUGUCGUUUUAUGGAGUUUAAUAUCAAUAGCUCCUUUUAUUCAGGCAGCUCGUUUAAGUACCGCUUGUUCCAUGAUACAAAGUAUUGGACAUGAGGUACGAAUCCGACCAUUUGUAUAUCAAAGUACUCCGGGUGAGGAUCUCGAUACUAUACUUUUAUACACAUCAUCGCUAAAAAUGUGUGCUAGAUUGUUUAGAGUACCAAUCACAGGUAGAUACCUUUGUCUUUUCUUGACAGUAGGUAGCAUUUUAAUUCUCACAUUAGGACAAUGUCACUUUUUCUAAUUAGUUGUACCGUGUUGGUAACAUCUAAUUAUACGAAAUACCUCUUUUACUGUAUACUCUACAUUUUACGUAUAUACAUUGUUCAAACAGUAAUGAGUAAGUAAUAUAAUCCGCAUUUUUUGCUUUUUGUACAUUUCGAAAUUAGUUUAAAUCAAGUAUUGUAAGAUAAAUAAAUUAAAACUUAUAUUAUCAAGAAACGACAACAGUAAUAAACUUGAAUAUUUAUACAUAUCAUGUAUUUUUCAUGUUGCUAAUAAAAUUUGUGUCAGACGUUA
Megachile rotundata (alfalfa leafcutting bee) is the source of this 1939-nucleotide messenger RNA. RefSeq names its product Gustatory receptor-like Holozoa. Lineage: Eukaryota; Metazoa; Arthropoda; Insecta; Hymenoptera; Megachilidae. The record is from RefSeq and is a predicted model, not a curated record.